Orbicella faveolata is the source of this 1462-nucleotide messenger RNA. RefSeq names its product ubiquitin-protein ligase E3A-like. NCBI's taxonomy places the organism in Eukaryota, Metazoa, Cnidaria, Anthozoa, Scleractinia, Merulinidae. Gene Ontology annotation, biological process: protein polyubiquitination. Gene Ontology annotation, molecular function: ubiquitin protein ligase activity. The record is from RefSeq and is a predicted model, not a curated record.
AUGGUAACCGGUGCCAAUGUUUCCUCAAGUGAGUUUGGUAACCUGCAAAGUGUAGAACUGCUCCCUAAUGGCGAGAACAUUUCUGUGACAAACGGCAACCGAGAGCAGUUUGUUUCACUGUAUGUCAAUCAUCUCCUUGUUAAAUCUGUUGAACGACAGUUCCAAGCCUUUUCACGGGGCUUUCACAAGGUCUGUGGAGGUCAAGUGCUGACCCUAUUCCGUCCUGAUGAACUGGAGCUUCUGAUCUGCGGCUGCCCGGUGAUCGAUUUCUACGAGCUUGAAGUCGCAGCCACCUACGACGAAGGGUACAGCCACACCCAUCCCACCAUUAUCAUGCUCUGGAGGGUGGUCAAUGAAAUGACCGUGGAACAGAAGAAAGCUUUCCUCAUGUUUGUCACGGGAAGUGACAGAGUGCCUCUUAAGGGCCUGGUGCACUUGACGUUUAUCGUUCAACGCCACGGCGAAGACUCCGACAGGCUUCCGACAGCGUUAACCUGUUUUAACAGGCUUCUGUUGCCCGAGUACAGUAACAGGGAGAAGCUGAAGGAGCGGCUCAUUGUCGCCAUUGAAAAUUGCAAAGGCUUUGGGCUUACUUAACUUUCACGCGUAUGGAGCAAGUCCCUGGGGGGAAAAACGCGCUAUUAGCCAAUCAGAGUGAAGCAGCAGCGGGUAACCGUUGAAAACGUGUGACCGUCAUUUUGCGCGGGAAAACAUAACCAUGGUAACCGGUGCCAAUGUACUAAACGCGGAGGAAAUCGAAAAAUACGCGCGCAUUGGUUUAGGAGCUAUUGACGAAAGAAAACAUAUUAUCUCAGCUGACUGGCUAAAAAAAGUUUCAAUGAGGUCAAAGUUCAGCGAGUGCCGUCAUUUUGUACUCUUUGGAGAUGAAUGUCUUGCAGAAUCUGAAAUACUUUCAGUGUUUGCCCGAGGCCCUGACAACGGCUGUGGAAACACUGAAAUACCUUAACUUUAAAUACCUUAACUGAAACCCUUGGAUAUUUCGUAAAAUAUACGGGUUUUUUUUUACUGGCCCGAUCAUAAUCUAAUGGAAGUUGUCAAACGGUGGUUUCGUAGAAAUGUGAGAAAUAUUGCGAAAUUGCGAAAUAUUCCGACAAUCGGUAUGCAAUGUUUGUACCAGGUAAAGUUUUUAUUGAUCAUGAGAAGAUUUUUUAAAGUUCCAAUGUUAGUAUUGUUGGCCAAAAUCAUUCACAACAUUUUUAAUAUCCAAUUCUGAGUGAUUCAAUAACGCCAGGUCACUUUAAAGUUUGUAAUUGGCUGCCUCGAAAUUUUUAAUAUAUUUGUCACUGUUGUAUAUAUGUUGUACAGAUUAAAAGUUAUCUUUACUGAAAGGUAUUUAUAAAGUGUUUGGAGAGUGCUACUUGGAGUGCCCUUCAGUCCGGCUUUGAUUGUACCAGCGUUUAACAAAGUCGGACAUAAAUGUCCAGUACUGGCCAUGAAAUCC